AAAUAAAAACCCCGCACCACCCCGGCGGGUUCUAACUCGUAGGGCUGCGCGCCCACUGGCGUCGGGACUGCAAUCCACCGCUCGCGCCUCAAUUCCGGGGGCUUAAAUUAGCAGGGGCGGGGUCGGCAGCGCCGGGGCGGAGCCUGAGUGUGCGAGAGCGGCGACGGCUGCGGCCAGGACCCAGACAUCUGGGACUGUUGUUCUCCUCGGGCGGGAUCGCCACAGUCUCUUCGCCCAGAGACCUGGCGUUGAUCUGGUGGGGAACGGAUGGCCGUAUCGCCCCUCUUUGCCGCUUCCUCAAAGCUGCGACGGGAGCUGGCGCUAACACUCUGCGGUUGGUGUCCGAUGCCCUUCUGUGAGGAGGGGGCAUCGGGACCCUGGUGAGCGCACGUCAGUCCCCUGCUCCCCGCAGCUCGGCGUCUUCACGGGCUCCCCAGACCCGCACGUCCCAAUCUACCAUGGCUGAAAACGCGGAGGGGGACCUGAACUCCAACCUGCUCCACGCCCCCUACCGCACCGGGGACCCUCAGCUAGACACGGCCAUCGGGCAGUGGCUCCGUUGGGAUAAGAAUCCUAAAACAAAAGAGCAAAUUGAAAAUCUCUUACGGAAUGGGAUGAACAAGGAGCUACGAGAUCGUCUUUGUUGCCGGAUGACUUUUGGGACUGCAGGACUUCGUUCUGCUAUGGGGGCAGGAUUUUGCUAUAUUAAUGAUUUGACAGUAAUACAGUCAACACAGGGGAUGUACAAAUACCUUGAAAGAUGUUUCUCAGACUUCAAGCAGAGAGGCUUUGUUGUUGGAUAUGACACCCGGGGUCAAGUAACUAGCAGCUGUAGCAGCCAGAGACUUGCUAAACUCACGGCUGCAGUUUUACUGGCCAAAGACGUUCCUGUGUACCUUUUUUCAAGAUAUGUUCCUACACCUUUUGUACCCUAUGCAGUCCAGGAACUCAAAGCAGUUGCCGGAGUGAUGAUCACUGCCUCUCACAACCGCAAAGAAGACAAUGGAUACAAGGUUUACUGGGAAACUGGCGCACAGAUUACAUCUCCUCAUGAUAAGGAAAUUCUGAAAUGUAUAGAGGAAUGUGUGGAACCCUGGAAUGGAUCCUGGAAUGAUAACUUAGUGGACACCAGCCCACUGAAAAGAGAUCCUCUGCAGGACAUUUGUAGGAGAUACAUGGAAGAUCUGAAAAAGAUCUGUUUUCACAGGGAAUUAAACUCAAAGACCACCUUGAAAUUUGUACAUACAUCUUUCCACGGGGUUGGACAUGACUAUGUGCAGUUGGCUUUUCAAGUGUUUGGUUUUAAGCCUCCAAUUCCAGUCCCAGAGCAAAAAGAUCCAGACCCAGACUUUUCUACUGUUAAAUGUCCAAACCCUGAAGAAGGAGAAUCUGUGCUGGAACUUUCUCUGAGAUUGGCAGAGAAAGAAAAGGCCCGGGUAGUGCUAGCCACAGAUCCUGAUGCAGACCGACUGGCAGUGGCCGAGCUUCAGGAGAGUGGUCACUGGAAAGUUUUCACAGGAAAUGAGUUGGCAGCUUUGUUUGGAUGGUGGAUGUUUGAUUGCUGGAAGAAAAAUAAAUCAAUUAAUGCUGAUGUGAAGAACAUUUAUAUGUUAGCAACCACAGUCUCUUCCAAAAUUUUGAAGGCAAUUGCACUUAAAGAAGGAUUUCAUUUUGAAGAAACAUUGCCAGGUUUUAAAUGGAUUGGAAGCAGGAUAAAAGACCUCCUGAAAAAUGGGAAAGAAGUCCUUUUUGCAUUUGAAGAAUCGAUUGGUUUUCUGUGUGGAACUUCAGUUUUGGAUAAAGAUGGGGUGAGCGCAGCUGUUGUUGUUGCUGAGAUGGCAUCUUACCUGGAAACUCUGAACAUCACAUUGAAGCAGCAACUCAUUAAAGUUUAUGAAAAAUAUGGUUAUCAUAUUUCAAAAACUUCAUAUUUCUUGUGUUAUGAUCCCGCCAUCAUCAAAAGUAUAUUUGAAAGGCUUCGCAAUUUUUAUUCUCCAAAUGAAUAUCCAAAAUUUUGUGGACCAUUUGCUAUAUUACAUAUACGGGACAUUACCACUGGAUAUGACAGCAGCCAGCCUGAUAAAAAAUCAGUGCUGCCUGUGAGUAAAAGCAGCCAAAUGAUUACAUUUACUUUUCAAAAUGGCUGUGUUGCUACUCUUCGUACAAGCGGGACAGAACCAAAGAUCAAAUAUUACGCAGAGAUGUGUGCGUCACCCGGCCAAAGUGAUACUGCCUUACUAGAAGAGGAACUGAAGAAACUCAUUGAAGCUAUGAUUGAGAAUUUUCUUGAACCCAACAAAAAUGGACUGGUCUGGCGUUCUGUUUAGUGUACACCAGCCACCAUUCCUUUGCACUGGCACAUAAACCAGAAUGACUGACCUCUCCACGCUCAUGUUAGCUUGAGCUUGUGUUAGCAUUCUCGCUCUGGCUCACCUGGCCAAGUAUCUGUUCACUUUUCUUUCUUUUUGGUUGGCUAACUAAACAAACUGUAUAAAUUCAAAAUGAUGUGGUCUGGAGAGAAAUUCAACUUUUUUCAAAAUCUGGAACAAAAGUCAUUACAUUAAAAGCAUUUUAGUAAUACAACUUACUCUAACAGAAACACAGUAACAUGAGUUUUCUUAUUAAACUAUGAUAAAGCUUACUUCCACAUUCUUAUAAUUGUGUAUAGCACGGUUUUAAAAAAUUCAGGUAAAUGUCUUGUAAUUGUAGAAUUAGUUAAGGAAAUUAACCUAUAAAAUUGGCAAACAUACAAUACUCCUUCCAGAUCACUGUAGAACAGUGUCAUUGUUACAUCAGAAGUAUUAAUUUACAAAUUAGAGUAUUUGAAAUAGGGUACUUAGGGUUUCUAGGUUAGAACUGAUAUUAUGUGGUUUCUGCACCUGUUCAGGUGCUUUUGGUGCAGUGCAAAUGUAUGUAUUUAACAGUGUUUACUGAACAUCAAACAAUAGUGGCAACACUCCUGUGGGCUUUGUUCUUGUCAAAUUUCUUAGUGCCUUCUCGGGGUCUGGCAUGAAUUGAAAGUGUUCCUGAUUACUAUAAUUAAUCAGUUGAUUUUCAGACAGUAGAGGGAAAUCUUCCAAACUAUAUAUAGGUGCUUCUCCAUAUACAUCAAAUGUGUUUGCUGAUUUUUAAAUUUUUGAAUGUAAGUAAAAAUCUUAAUGAAAUCAGGCUCACUUUAACUUUAGCUAAGGAUCUUCAUGUUAGAAUCAAGCAUCACAUUUCACAGCCUUUAAGUAAAUGAAAAAAAAACUGAACUGAGAAAUGAGCUUUGAAUUUCCAUAAAAGUCCAACUUUCAAAUUUCAUUUUUCUAAGUGGAUUUAUUCCUUUAUCAGAUAAAAUAAUACUAAUUUUACUAAUAAAUAAAACAUCCAAACUUUAGAUGUUAUAAAGCUCUAAAACUACAUGUUUUAAAACUAAAGUCCAGUUUAUUCUAACAUCUUGUUGACUUAUUGUAUAGAAUUUCUGAUCACAACAGUUCUAUUUAUCUUUUCUCAUGUGGAGAAAAAAUUAGAAGAUCUCCUUGGGUUGAUUUUGCAGUCUUAGAAGUAAGACUUAAUCGACAAGUGCUAUUUAAUCUUCUUAAGCAUUGAGUUACUGUCCUAUGUAAUUCAAUGAAUACUUAACCAUGUGUGGCAUAGUUAUGGGGUCACAGUAACAUGCAUUGGGUGUAAUCAUACCAACAGAUUGCCUAAGGAAGAUAACUGGUAUUAGAACAUUUGUUUCCUAAAAAAUAAUAGUAAUAAAAAGUUUGAACUGAUUAGGAUAUUAAAUCUACAUAUAGUUUGGUUUGUUGCAACUAUCAGCUAACAUUUAGUUGAACCAAUAAUUUUCAAAUUAUUAUUGCCACUAUUGUUAAUGUGUUCCCACUUUACUUUCAUUUAAUUGGAUCUUGUAUGACUGUAGAUAAUAAGACUGCUGACUAAAUGUAGAACACUGUUGUUUCUGAAUGUUUUUUUUUUUUCAAAUACUUUGCACUGAAGAGAAAAUAUGUAGAAUGUGUUGCUUUACUUGCUUUUAGGAAUGUAGAUUAUAAUUUAGGAAAUGGCUUAUAUUCUACAAAUGGUAUGAACAAUGCUAUAUAUAUAUAUAAAAUGUGUACAUUUGCUUUCAGUAUGUGUGUUACAUGACUAAAGAGCAAAGUAGAGCUAAAAUGAUAGGCUAACCCCAUUCAUAAUCAGUAAUGUCACAUCAUAAUUGUCAUUGUUGUAAAAAGAACAGCUUUAUUUGAAUGCUUUGAUGGAAUACAACAUUUAAGUCACCAUAUGGUAAAAAACUAUCUGAAAUUUCAAAGUCCAAAGUUUAAAAUAACAAAAUUUUAAAAAGGUUGCCAAAAUGUAUGAAUUGAAGGUAUUUGAUUCUAGCCAAGCUCUGGAGUCUGUCCAAGCAUGAUAUUUAAAUUUAAACAUGAAAUUGUGGGUAUAUACUUUCCUAACUGGAUAACUUCAGAAACAACACAAGCUUUAAGCAGGAGAGACAGAUUAGCUGGCCAGGAGGUCUCAGCCUUGAAGUAAAUAUUGUAUAUCUUUUUCCUUCUGAACUAUCUCAUGGAAAUGAAUGCAUUCUCACUGAGCAUGUACAUUAAAAUUGGGAUUUUCUAGAGCUUUGGAGAAUCUUGCCCACCAAAUGUAUACUGGCUAUGAUAGUAUUGCAAUAGAAAUAAACAAACAAUAGGUAAAAAAAAAAAAAGGUGGCAGAGAAAACACUUCUGUGAGGGACAAACUUAUUAUCUUAAACACAGGGAAUAAACUUACUGUGGGCAAGUUGCUUAUUUGUGUUUGUUACUAUGAUACACAGAUAGUGAACAUAUUUUCUUUUCCUACCAACCACUAAAAUUAAGGUCAAGUUUUAGGAAGUAAGAAAAAGAACCCCUUUUUUUACUGAUUCAGUUCCUCCUAGGAUGUUACAUCUUAGUAUCAUAUGAGAAGUGGGAAAGGAAUAUAGCAGAAUUUCUUUUAAAGAAAAAAACUUGAAAAUAAAAUAUGUUCAAAUAAAGAUCACUUAACUCUGGAGAGGAUAAAGCUAUCAAGAUAGUUUAAUAAAUCUUCGUUGAGUUUUUUAUUGAAAGACUCAAAGUAAGGAGUAAUAUGGCAAUAUUACUCUCCAGUAAGGAUAGUAUAAAAGGGAAUAAGGAUCUUUCCAUAAAAAAAUAAAAUUUUAAAUAUUAAGGGUAUAUACUAAAUUACUUUUUAAGUUUCCUUCCAAUAUGUUUUAUUUUUAACCCAAGUUGGAAAAGGUGAUGGUGUCCAGAGCACUUAAAAUACCAUUGAGUGUCACUCCAUAUCUAGAUGCUUCUAGCUCAAAGAUAGUUUUUGUGCUUGUUGAGUAAGUUGUAUAUGCAUGAGUUCAUAUGUUCAUGAGAUGAACAUAAUUUUGUUCAUCUUAAAGAAUGUAUAGUAUUAUAGGAUACUGAAGGAUUUUGUUUAAAUAUAAAGUAUUGUUAUUUGGAAAUAACUUCCAAACAGAGGUUCUAAGACAUUAACUACUUAGACUUCCUAUUCCUUAAGCAGGUUCCCUUGGAAUUGAUGCAAUAAAGGUGUUAGGUGGAGUUUAAUGAAGAAAUUGUUCUAUAAGCUGCUGCUAGUGGUAUUUCUUUCAGAUGUUUUCCAUUGAUAUCUGUGAUGCUUGAAAAAUACUAACUCUACUUGGAUAACUUUAAUUUAUGCCUUUUUCUCUCUACCUCCCUCUUUCCGUAGGUACCCCCCCCAUCCACACACAUUUUGUUACUGUGAAAACUUUUGCCCUGUUACCUCACUAAUAAGAAAUCUUAACUGGAUUCAUUCAGAAUGCUUUAAACUUCUUUGUAAACUAUAUUUGUUUAUGGGCUCUUGGUUAUUUUGUUAUUAUUGUUAAAAUAUGUAAGCCACUGUAGGAAAUAAUUUUAAAUCUAUUUCCUAGUCUUUUUUUGGUCUGUCUUAGAUAUUAUUGUAUGUAAAUUUAUUGUGGCCUUUCAUAAUCCACUUGUUUUCAGAGAUUGCUCUAGAAAUUGAUGAGGAAUGCAUCACACUAAUCAAAAUGAGUGGCAAAUAGAUUUAGCAUUUUAUUUCCAGUUUCCUUCUACUCUGGGCAUUCAAAGCACAUGAUUUAAGGAUAUCUUUAUUCCAUAUUUUUCCCUCAAACCAUAUUACAAUAAGCCACAAGAAGUCUUAAGGUAGAAAAGAGAAUUUUUCAUUGUCUGACUAUACACUGAAUGACUAAAUCUAGUUGGAAACCACGCUGGUAUUUACCAUUGUUUACUUUAAAAUAUUCACCAUCCUGUUACAUUAUUUAAGUCUUUUCUUUCUGUUGUUAUAAGUCUAUGAACUUAAAAAAGAAAACAUACAGAAUAAGUAGAGUAACCAAGAUAAGUGCAAAAUUAUAUAUCUGGAACUUGCUUCUCAAAUUUUUCUACCCAACAUGCCCUAAACGCAGAGGAGCAUGAAAGUGCUGGGAAAGGCCCUGAGAAUAAAAUCAGAAGCAGCCGACUACUAACAUAAAAUUUCAUGCCCUGUCUUAAAAAUGUAAAUGAAUUUUGCAUCCUCCAUAAUAAAAGUGCUUCAUGCAGAAAUUAUUCCUAAUCUUUACCAAAACUGGUGCUAUCAGAAAGGAGCACAUGUUUGUAAUGUGGCUUCUCAAUUUUAUCCCCAACCCCCCCUCCUCACAUUUCCUGCAUAUCCUUGGGGUUACAUACACUGACUCUAGCAUGAGACAUAUAAACAUAGAACAUAUCUAGGAUAUUCCCUGCCUUAUAGAAACUGACCUUUAAAAGUGUUGUCAACUUUAACUGUACUGAAACAGUUAUAUUACCACUGAACCUUGUAAUUUAUUGUCAGGCCUGUUCUCUAAUUAAGAAGGAACACCCAACUCUCAGCCUUCUAGAAGACAGGGGCCAUCAUUUCUUAGUGUUCAUAGCCACACCUAGUAUAGUAUCUGGCAUAGGAUGCUUAAUUGGUGACAACAGGAAUUAAGGGAUUUUAUUUUAAAGGAGCAAGUAGUUUAAGAAACAGCCAAAACCAUUCAUUUUUAAUUCAGCUUUCAAAGUCUGUCUCAUUCCUGAAAUGUAUAGUAAGUAAGGGGUAUUAACCACACACACCCUUAACUACUCAGUUUCUUUGGGGAGAGGAGAGUAUGUUCCUGUUUGGAAGUUGUAUGUAACACCUGGUUUUUUACAUUCACAGCAAGGUGUUGACCAAGAAGGCUAAGAAAAUAUCUGUACAGACUUAAUGUUGCUAGUGUGAGUGCCAUUUUGAGCCUACAAGUGUUGCCUUCCAAGUGAGUCCCAACUAAUUUGAUUUGAUUUGAUAUAUUUUUGUCCAGUGUUAUGACUCAUCACAUAUCUUACAAGAGCCAGUUGACCAAGAGUCUGCAUCCAUAUACAGUGAGGCCUUGUGGUAAUAGACUAAAAUAAAAAUCUUUGUGUACGUCACUGAGUGUGCUCAACAGAAUACAUGCAAUUAAGGAUAAAUUGUUUUUCUGACUAUAGCCGUAAUUCAAAACUGUGCCCUUGUUUCAACAGUUUCUGUCAACAUCUUUUCAUUUUUCCCCUACAAAAACACCAGGGUGUAUUAUAGUACUGCCUGUGAGAAUUUGCACUUUAAGUAUUUGUGUGUGGAUUUCUUGUGGUUUUAGCCAAUGAAGUGUUAUCAGUAAUAAACAGGUCUCUUCAUAAAUAUGAUUGUCUGCAUAAUUUUUAUUAUCUUAGGUCCUAUGCAGUACAUAAAGUUUGCUAUCCACAGUGAACAUGUUCUGGAAAUAUAUAUGCCAGGAAUAAAGUAGAUUCUCAAAGAAGAGCCUAAAUAAAGAUUUACUCAGUAAAUA
This is a messenger RNA of Condylura cristata (star-nosed mole), 7795 nucleotides long. RefSeq names its product phosphoglucomutase 2-like 1 (gene PGM2L1). Gene Ontology annotation, biological process: carbohydrate metabolic process. Gene Ontology annotation, molecular function: intramolecular phosphotransferase activity; glucose-1,6-bisphosphate synthase activity. The record is from RefSeq and is a predicted model, not a curated record. NCBI's taxonomy places the organism in Eukaryota, Metazoa, Chordata, Mammalia, Eulipotyphla, Talpidae. The transcript has 14 exons. The coding region runs from base 459 to 2327 and encodes 622 amino acids.